AGCCAAACCUUUAGCAGCUUGGAAUGGGCAAAUUUGUGCCCGGUUUAAUCGCUUGAUACAAUGGUGCGCUGCUUAGACGCGUUUUAUGAAGAUACUACGUAAUAUUUAUGUAACUCGCGCUUGGCCAAGGAGAAUUUAAACGAACAUGGAAGAGGACGCAUGCACCAAUUUCAAAUCCAUAAGGGCAAAGUUUCAGGAAGAGAUCCAGGUGAGGUACAGGCCUAUGGUUCCUGAGAAACCCAAACGCCUCCCAACAUCUGCCAUAGGCCGCUCUGGUCUGAUAACCAUGAGCUCUUGUUCAGUUGUGGAAACCAAGACUACUAGUCAACCCCAGGUCAUUUUAAGAGAAGACCUGAAAACAAACUCAGGAAAGCGGCCUGUGUCAUUUCCAAGCUUUCCUAUUGGAACAUAUGAAGUCGGUAGGUCGGGAGAUGGGCAUAACAGGCAGUCACUUAAAGUCCGGCAUUUGCCCCUCGUGUUGCCGCUUUCGAACGACCCCAAGUACGAGUCUUCUGCUCCUCCUUCAAAGGGAAUCACCUCACCUCUUAAAUGCAUCAUGAAACCAAUUCCUACACCUUUCAGCUUGACCAGAGUUUCAGUGUGUGGCAAAGAAAUUGGUAAAAAUGGUCUGGGGCUUUUGAAAAACAGUGGCACUUUCAAUGUUCAGGCAGAAGAGUCCACCCUGAAGACCGAAGGUACAGAAGCUGUGGAGGUUGUGUCAAAUCCUGUAUUGCCGUGUCCUGGUCAAGAUCAUUCGGCUUCACCUUCACCAAAUGAUUCACUGACGGAUUCAUCUCCAGGAAGUGUUACUCAUUUCUUUGACCAGCAUGUCCUGAGCACGCUAGAGAAAGCCAAGAGGAAGCUCUGCCACAAGAACCUACUGGUGUGUGGCAGACCAAAGGGCUUCUACUCCAGUAAAGCACAAGUGCUUCCCACCGAAAGUCCUCCAUCGCCUACUGAAUCUGAAAGUUGUCACCAAGAGACUUCUCCAUUUAAGAUUAAUGGCACAUCAAACACCACUAUUUCUUUUAUGGAGCUCAGUGGAGUCAUGCAGACUGAAAAAGCACACAAACCACUUCCUGAUCUGGCAUCCCUAGGGCCUGCACCUUCAAAGCCACUUAGACCCCCACACGUGGAUCUGAGCAAAUAUAAGACUGGAUUUCAUAUCAGUGACCCAAGUGAAGCACUUACUAUUGAAUCUGUACCUGAGUCUGAGAUUUUGGCCACUGGUAAUCCAUCACUUGAGGACGCGAGUGUACCUCCCCCUGAAUUCCCAGAUUUUGACCUUUCUGUGCCAGAAGCCACAGACAGUAACGGCAUAAAUCUGGCGGCCCUGGAUUUAGAGGCCACAGAAUUUCCAGGGUUCGAUUCAUUGCCUCCACCACCACUGCCAUAUGAAGACAAUGGUCUGGAUUUACAGGCUGUGUUGGCUCAGCAUUGUCCAAGUCAUUUUGGUCCAAAGAGCAUGCAGUCAGAAGAUGCUCCCUGUCAGUCUUUAGAGGAGAUGAGAAAUGUAGGAAACUUGACGUCUACUACAGAAUCCGUGGCUUCUGACCUGAGAAUUAAUGGAUCACACACUGCCUUCAACCAAAGCAGUGAACACCAACUUCCAGCAGAAACCAUUUCUUCUCAGCAAAGGCAUUUUCAUCAAACCUGUGAUAAUGUUUAUGAGGAUGUGGAAACAGUCCCCAGGUUUUCCUUUGCUCAAAGCUCUUACAAGUGUAAAGGAGCUCCUAAAAAUCCAUAUGCUGAUAAUGGCCAUGUGAAAGAAGAAACGUGGAGGAAUAUAUGGCAUGUCACUCAAUGGUCUAGUGCAGCUGAAGAUCAAAAUGGCCAGCAUGAUAGAAAGAAGCAGCUGAGCCCUGAACAUCAUGAGGAUAAAGAGCAGAAGAAGAAAGAGAAGCAGCGUUUGGAGAAAGAGAAGAAAGAACAGAAAGAGAAGGAUAAAAAGAGAAAUGAGAUGCACAAGAAGUUUAAAAUCACUGGCCUGGAAGAGCCCAUGUAUCACGCCAAAGUGCUGGCAGACAGCAAACUCCGAAAGUACGACCUGUCCGUCAAAAGUGGGGAUCUCAUCAGCAUCAUCCGAACGGUCAACUGCCCUAAGGGCAAAUGGCUAGCCAGAGACAGCAACAACAAAUAUGGCUACAUAUCCGUGAUGAAUGUGGAGCUGAACAUAAAGGAGAUGCUUGAGCUUGGAAAAAAGGUAUCGCAGGCCGCCGGACGAGGCCAAACCGAUGGAGAUACCCUUAGUGUCAGCAGCAGGUCCUCUCAUCAGAAUCCGGUGCUUACAAGUAGCUUCUCUGAUGACAGUGAAGAAUGGACGUAUGAAGAUGACACGUUGUCGCUAUCUGCUGAAAAUUUGAGUCAGAUCAAAGCUGUCUCUAUGCCUGAGAUGUUUGAUAGCAACUCUUCUGCUCAUCAUCCUUUCAAUGACUGGAGUAUUGAAGACGUUCAGACACAAGAGGCAGAAAACUUCCAGUUUGCAGACAUUGAUCUUCUUCCUCCUCCAGCACUUUAUGCUGACUCUCUGUGAGCCUAUGGCAUGUUUCACUGUAUCGUUUGAUGUUUGCAAGAUCAGAAUGUUUAUUUCAAUCACUGAAAGAAACUGGAACCAGCAAUACUUGAGAGGAAAAAAAAUGUGUAAGACUUACUCUUACUUUUUUUUUUUCCCUCCACAGGAUGAUUGCCUUCCUCUAUCAUUACCAACGAAAUUCACAUUUUUUCAUGAAAUGUCAUUUAAACAUUUAAACACUGGCCUUUAGUCUUUGAACUCAUCAAAUCUGAUUUAUACUCAAAUACAAAGAGAAAAAAUGCUUGUUAGAUGACAACUGUAGCAUUUUGGUGAAAGUUUGAAACGUGUUUCCAUUGUGAGCAAGCAGUGGUAGAUUGAGGAUGAAUAACAGACGGUGCCAGCUUAGGGGUUUUAAUGAGAUGGAGGUUUGGCUCUUUUUCAUAUGAACUAUUAAAAAAGCUGAAGUCAUCUAUAAGGAGUUGAGUGUUUUGUACAGAUAACAUGCAAAACUGAAAUAACCAAUUUUGCAUGUUGUCGAUAGAAAACACCUUUAAGUUGCUUUUGUCUUUGUGUGUCUCAUUGUGUGGGAAUGUUGGAAGUUGGUGGUUUGAUUACAUGUUUGUUUAUUAGUGAAAACACAACUUGUAAAUGUUGGCAUGGAAUAAACG
Molecule: messenger RNA, 3180 nt
Organism: Labeo rohita (rohu)
Lineage: Eukaryota; Metazoa; Chordata; Actinopteri; Cypriniformes; Cyprinidae
Exons: 16
Coding region: 146-2533 (795 amino acids)
Biological process (GO): T cell receptor signaling pathway; integrin-mediated signaling pathway; protein localization to plasma membrane
Cellular component (GO): plasma membrane
Molecular function (GO): protein binding
Source: RefSeq, a predicted model, not a curated record